CUGCUGACGGCGCCGAUAUCAAUGACGUCAUGACGCUAGCGUGCCUCAAAAUCACGUGACCGGAGCAUUUCAAACAAGCGUCAUAGUGGCAUAUGGAGAGCUCGACACUUCAGUAUCCAGCAGCCCAUCACUAGUUUGAUCUUAUGAGACCCUCGCGCUCCGACUUCUUCACGGCCGUAACAUCAAGCAAAGGGCUUUCCUAUUUCACAUGGUUAUACACUGGGCUGUCCAUGUGAGAAGUGGAUCUUAGAAGAGAAGGGCAGACACUUACUUAAAGAGAGAGAAAAGUUUCCCACAAAGCAUGGCUUCUGCCAAAGAAGAUGGCGUGGAUGAAAGGACGGUGGACAUUAAAGAAGAAGACUGUAAGCGGCUCACACCAGAGGAUGUGUGUGUGAAGCUAGAGGAUCACGAAGAAAGAAUUUCAGUUUUUAAAGAGGAGGAGGAGUGCAAGAUGGUGACUGCUGCCAUUAAACCUGAGGAUCUGAAUGAUUUUUCCAUUGGUCUUGAACUUCAAAAGUAUGAAACUGAGGAUAUUUUCAAGCAAGAUUCCUGUGAAGAAUCUCCAUCCAGUUUACAGCCCUGGCCCACUAGUACGGGACAACUGGCUACGCAGGAGAAUUCUUCAGAGCUGAAAUCAGAGUUAUCAGAGUCUGAGGAGAAAAUCAUCGAGGGAAAUGGGAGAGAAGGAGAAGAGUCACCUGGGAGUGUUAGAAUAAAUUUACAGAAGAAUGGCAGCUUCUCUCCACCUUCAUUUGGUCAGCACUCUCUUCAAUGCAAAGAGAAAGCUAUGAAGAAAUCAGCAAGAGGAUCAGAGAACCUGACAGCAGCCUUUUUGCAGUGCAGUUCUCUCCCUGCUAGUGGUGUAACACAGACAGAAGCCAUCAAAACUGAUCGACAGCAAGUGAAGGAAGAGAUCCAAAUUCAUUCUGCAAAAAAAACAUAUUGUUGCCCUGAAUGUGGUAAGUCGAUCUCAACGAGAAGCCAUCUUCAGAGGCACAGAAAAAUCCACGCAGGAGAAAAACCUCAUUGCUGUCCAGAAUGUGGAAAGUCAUUCUCCAGAAGAAGCCAUCUUCAUAACCACAUAAGAAUUCACACAAGACAAAAAUAUCAUUGUUCAGAAUGUGGUAAGUCUUUCCAAAGCAGAAGCCGUCUUCAGAACCACAGAAGAAGCCACAGAGGAGAAAAUCCUCAUUUUUGUCCAGAAUGUGGUAAGUCUUUCUCAUGUAUAAGCAAUCUUAAGAGGCACAGAAUAAUCCACACAGGAGAAAAACCUCAUUGCUGUCCAGAAUGUGGAAAGUCGUUCUCAAGAAGAAGCCAUCUUCAUAACCACAUAAGAAUUCACACAGGAGAAAAAUAUAAUUGUUCAGAAUGUGGUAAGUCUUUCCAAAGCAGAAGCCAUCUUCAGAACCACAGAAGAAGCCACAGAGGAGAAAAUCCUCAUUGUUGUCCAGAAUGUGAUAAGUCUUUCUCAUGUAUAAGCAAUCUUAAGAGGCACAGAAUAACCCACACAGGAGAAAAACCUCAUUGCUGUCCAGAAUGUGGUAAGUCAUUCUCAUGGAAAUGCCAUCUUCGUAACCAUAGAAGAAUUCACACAGGAGAAAAACCUCAUUGCUGUCCAGAAUGUGGUAAGUCGUUCUCAUGGAGAAGCCUUCUUCAGAACCACAGAAUAAUCCACAUAGGAGAAAAACCUCAUUGCUGUCCAGAAUGUGAUAAGUCAUUCUCAUUGAGAGGUAAUCUACAGAGACACAUGAGAAUUCACUUUGGAGAGAAACCUUUUUGCUGUCCAGAAUGUGGCAAACGAUUCUCACGUCCAAGCGCACUUAGGUGCCACAGAAUGAUCCACACUGGAGAGAAGCAGUACACCUGUUCUGAAUGUGGUAAAGGGUACUCUUCCAGAAGAAGUUUUCGAAGACACACACAAAGUCAUAUUGAAGUAAAGCCUGUCCCAGAAUUGAAAAAUGAUCUUUCCAUUUGCUCAUCAACCAAAAAAAUUAAAAAUAAAUCUGAAUGAGGUAAAGGACUCAAGGAUAAAGUAGUUAAUAAGUACAUAUGAAUAGUGGAGAGAACACUGAAGAUGGCAAACAGAUCGUAAAUGUAAGGUAACCUCAGAGCCACGCAUGACUUCACACUGGAAUGAACACACUGGAAUACAACACAUUUCACAAAAAGCUAGAAUCUUCUUCAACAACUUAGAAGUGCAAGAAAAAAACCUCGUUGUUGUCCUUAAUAUGAUUAACGCUUUUCAGACAGCAGUGGCCUUCAUAUUCAUAAAUGACUGGCUUACUUGUGGUAAGCCUCUUAGCUGUUCUGAAUGUUGAAAGUGGUCCUCCUGUAACAGCUGUCAUCAGCAACAUGUAAGAUUUCAUGGAGGACUCAGAAACUGUACUGCCAGGACGACAGCCAUACAGGGACUGACCAUCUCUGCACCAGUGCUGUGAAAUAAGAUGGUGAACAAUACAAACACCAGACAACAGAAUGAGGUAGCAACAGUACUGUGUGUUGAUAACAACUUCAACCACAGAACACAACUGAAAGUUCAAUGUAAUAAUGAAAAAAAUGGAGAAAUCAAAUUUAAUCCACCUUGCAGUGCCAACUACCUGGAGAUGCCAGUGACAACAAGGCAAAUAUUUCUGUUUCGGAGCUUUGGAGAUGGGGGCCUUAUCUGAGUAGCAAUGAACUUUUACCGUCUCUGGGAUGUCAUCUGAUGGCUGACGCCUGGGCUGAGUGCAGACAGCUGUUCUUAACUCUGAUAACGAAGAAGUCAUUUAGUGACGUCAGCUGACACCCAAUGCUGUCCAAUCAGAUACUGGGGAGGGACAGUCGAGGAGGACAGGAGACUAAAAAGAGAGCCGUCACAUGACAUAGCAAUGUAGAGGGGCUUUAUAAGACUUUUACACUAAUUUAGGUUAUCAUUUAUAAAUGACUAGCAAAAUACCCGUGCUUCGCAGAGGUGAAGUACUGCUUUAAAAUUUUAAAUAAUAA
Messenger RNA from Erpetoichthys calabaricus (reedfish), 2982 nucleotides. RefSeq names its product gastrula zinc finger protein XlCGF26.1-like. The record is from RefSeq and is a predicted model, not a curated record. Bases 302 to 2011 code for a protein of 569 amino acids. NCBI's taxonomy places the organism in Eukaryota, Metazoa, Chordata, Cladistia, Polypteriformes, Polypteridae. The transcript has 3 exons. Gene Ontology annotation, cellular component: nucleus.